Molecule: messenger RNA, 2126 nt
Organism: Pygocentrus nattereri (red-bellied piranha)
Lineage: Eukaryota; Metazoa; Chordata; Actinopteri; Characiformes; Serrasalmidae
Product: leucine-rich repeat-containing protein 3-like
Exons: 2
Coding region: 483-1325 (280 amino acids)
Molecular function (GO): protein binding
Source: RefSeq, a predicted model, not a curated record
CGCUUGCUCAGGAGGGAUGACGGCUGUGGACUGUGGAGUUUUGAAUUCCCCUGAAGAUGCAGCCACGAGACAUUCGCUAAACUUAAACAACACUCAGAGCUCAUCAGCCAGGAAGCUGGGUUAAACCACGAUACGACCUAAACGGAAUGAUAUCAGCUACCUCACACUCAAGACUUUUUUUUUGCCAUUUUUGAGAGAUCUAGACUCACUAUGUCUGGAUCCAGGAAUCCUGUAUUGCCUAAAUGAGUGUUAAUAACAGUUUGUCCUCAAAACGUCUUUGCCCCUGGGUCUUUGCUAUUUGGAUCUAUAUUUACCUCCAGCUGAAUAAAAUAAUCCCUGGACCCUAGAAUUAUUUGGCAGUCUACUCUGCUCACAGUAAGACCUUCGCUGCACAGAGAUUAUGCUUAACUCAAUUGUACUGAAGAUGGCUUGGGAGAUAAAGAGUGGAUAUCAUCCUCCCAGGUUCUGACCAUCAUUGAUUAAUGCAGUUGAGUUAUCAGGUAGGUAUUUGUGGCCUGGAAUGCUUAGUAGUGGACCACCCGAGAAGUUCCGCAGAUGUUUGCAAAAUGGGCGUGAAGCUGCUGAGCGGUGUAACUGGGGCUGCGCUUUUGUUUUUUUCAGUUAGCACUGUGUUGACUUGUCCAAAGAACUGCCACUGUACAGAGAGGAAUGGACAUAAGACAGUCCAGUGCACAUCACGUGACCUUGAGAAAAUUCCGGCUAACAUUCCAGAGGACACGGUUUCUCUUCAGCUAGCUUCUAACCGCAUUACCCGUAUCCCUAGCCAAGCCUUCAAGGGUUUGCGUCGACUUCAGGAGCUGGAUAUCUCCAACAAUGCCAUUGAGGUGGUGGAGGAAGGUGCUUUCCAUGGUAUCUCUGAGGGCCUUCGUGCCCUGGACUUGUCAAACAACCUGCUGCGAGGGGUCCCCAGGGAGACCUUUGCACGGCUGCAUGCUAAGAUCAGCCUGGCUGGAAAUCCCUGGCACUGUGAAUGUGCCCUCCAGGAGGUGCUGAGGGAGCUCCAGCUGGAUCCCGACACAGUGAACCAGGUGAACUGCCAGACAGCUGUGCGUGAAGAGUACGCAGGCAAGCCUGUCAUCCAGGUGCUCGACUCUGGAGUCAACUUCUGCAGCUUUCAGCGCAAAACCACGGAUGUGGCCAUGUUCAUCACCAUGUUUGGCUGGUUCACCAUGGUGAUAGCCUACGUGGUGUAUUAUGUGAGGCAGAACCGGGAGGAUGCCCGCAGACAUCUAGAGUACCUCAAGGCCCUACCCAACAGCCCCAGGGACAGCAAGGAUUCGGGCACAAUCAGCACAGUGCUAUAGCACAGCACACUCUAUGGCCAGUGACGUUUCAGAUGGCUCAUGAAUAAAGGGAAAUUCCAGUGUUUUUCUCCAAAUUCCUGCAAAUAAAAUGUGUAAAAAGGGUCAUUUAGAGUGGUUUGGUGUUAACUAUAAACUUAUAGCCAGAAUCAAUCACAGUGAUGGCGACAAGACCCAGGUGUCUGAAGGGUUUAAUGCCUCUAAAAGCUACCUCACACACAUGAAAUGGUUAUGAACAUGCCGCUCGAUACAGGCGAGGCAUCCCCAAAGAAACUUUUUUCACUAUUGUACCAUUUCCAACAUAACAUAUAGAAGAAUGGCUUUUGGUUUCCAAAAAAGUCUUAUUUGAACAGAGAUCUGUGAGAGUGAAGAAACUUUUAAAGGCUUAAAGAACCUUCACAUAAAAUAAAAGUCAAUUAUCCACUUAAGAGUUCUUCAAAGAACUUUGCAUUCUAUGGAGUUUCUUUAAAAAGUUUUUUUACAGCAACAAAUCUCAUUUACAAAAAUGACUGUCUAAAAAUAUCCAUUGAAACAUUCAAUAUAACUAUGAAUAACAAUAACUAAAAACUGUUCUCUGGCAUCAUGCAAAGAAUCCUUUCUGGCUCCUUGAUUUUACGAGUUUAGGUUCACUGGUAAAGUAAUGUUCUAUUUGUGUUGCACAGACAGCAGCCCCUGGUUGCAAUCACCACCAUUGUAAAGGCAUCAGAGUUGGUAAGUUUCACAUAAAAGCACUCUGUAUAACUUUAUUUACAUCUUUAUUUACAUUUUUUUACCUGAAUUAAAAACACAGCACAGGGUUUAUAU